Messenger RNA from Jatropha curcas, 762 nucleotides. Its product is annotated as DUF1677 family protein (DUF1677). The record is from RefSeq and is a predicted model, not a curated record. Lineage: Eukaryota; Viridiplantae; Streptophyta; Magnoliopsida; Malpighiales; Euphorbiaceae.
UUUUCUGUUCUGCCUCUUGAUAAUAAAAUCACAAAAAAACAGAGGGUGUGAGAGAGACGCAGACAUUUCUAGAGAGAAUUUCAUUUCAUUAUUCCAAUCUUCAAUGUUUAUACGAAAUGGCAAUUUCAGCUGCAGAAACCCAAUCCAACCCAACUACUAAACCAAACACUCAACUCGAAGUCGAAUCAGUGAAAUGCUAUUCCUGUGGAUUUACAGAGGAAUGCACCCCUGCUUACAUCUCUCGAGUUCGCGAGCGCUUCAAUGGCCGUUGGCUUUGUGGGCUCUGUGUUGAAGCCGUGAAAGAUGAGGUUUUGAGAUCAGACAGGCUUAUCUCUACCGAAGAAGCUUUGAACAGGCAUAUUAAUUUCUGCAACAAGUUUAAAUCUUCUAUUCCCCUGCAUCAAACAGAGCAUCCUAUUUUUGUUAUGAGCAGAAUUCUUCGUAGGAGUUUGGAUUCACCUCGUGCUCUUCGCUCCAAUUCAAGUAGUGUUUUGCCUGAUGUUGAUGUUGAAAAGAUCAAAGGAUCGGCAUUAGUUCGAUCCGAAAGUUGUUUUUCUGCUUUGUCUCGUUGAAUUCUUUAAAACCAGUGAAACUCUGUUUUUGGCGGUUAAUUACAGAACAGAUCGUUUUACUGGAUAAGUAUGAUUUUAUUUUCUUCUUUAGGAAAUUAAUGGAAGAUAGGUUUAAGGAAUUUCACUAUAUAAAUUUUGUAUAGAAUAUUGUAUUAUGUUAUUAAGUAGGGUUCUUCAGAUUUUCUUGAUU